AUGUUGAGAAAUCCAAGAACAACAUUGAUUAUUGUUGGUAUAUUCUUCCACCUUUUCUACCUAUGGUCUAUCUUUGAUAUUUAUUUUGUAUCACCUCUAGUUCAUGGUAUGUCAUAUUAUCGUAGUACAGAUGCCCCUCCAGCUAAAAGGUUAUUUUUAAUUGUUGGUGAUGGUUUACGUGCUGAUACAACUUUUGAUUUAAUUACACACCCAGUUAGUGGUGAAACUGCAUACUUAGCCCCAUAUAUAAGAUCAAUCGUUUUAAAUAAUGGUACUUAUGGUAUCUCACAUACUAGAAUGCCGACCGAAUCUAGGCCUGGGCAUGUCGCCAUGAUAGCUGGCUUUUACGAAGAUGUUAGUGCAGUAACAAAAGGUUGGAAAGAAAAUCCUGUAAAUUUCGAUAGUUUUUUUAACCAAACAAACCAUACUUAUUCAUUUGGUUCUCCUGACAUUUUACCUAUGUUUAAACAAGGUGCAUCAGAUCCCAAUAAAAUAGAUGCUUGGAUGUAUGGCCAUGAAUUUGAAGAUUUUUCUCAAUCAUCACUUGAGUUAGAUGCCUUUGUCUUCGAUCAUGUAAAUGAAUUAUUCAAGAAUGCAACACUAGAUAGUGAUUUAAAUGAACAAAUAAAACAAGAUGGUAACUGUUUCUUUUUACAUUUAUUAGGUUGUGAUACUGCUGGUCAUUCAUACAGGCCAUAUUCUGCAGAAUAUUAUGAUAAUGUUAAAUAUAUUGACAUGCAAAUUUCACAACUGGUAGAAAAAGUAAAUGAUUUUUUUGGAGAUGAUCAAACUGCAUUUGUUUUUACAGCUGAUCAUGGUAUGAGUGCAUUUGGCUCUCAUGGUGAUGGACACCCUAACAAUACUAGAACUCCCUUAGUUGCUUGGGGUGCUGGUAUCAAUAAACCAGAAAAACAUCAAUAUCCAAUAGUUAAUAAUUACACCGAAAGCUGGGGAUUUGACUACAUCAAACGUAACGAUGUUAAACAAGCUGACAUUGCUUCGUUAAUGUCUUACCUAAUUGGUACAAAUUAUCCAGCUAAUUCCGUAGGAGAGUUACCAAUAUCAUUUAUUGACGGAGAAGAAGGGAAGAAAAUGCAUUCUUUAUUAAAUAAUGCAAAAAGUAUUUUGGAACAGUAUAUUGUAAAAGAAGCAGAAAUUAUAGAUUCACAGUUUAUAUAUAAAGAAUACUAUAAAUUUCAGGAAAAGUCCUAUCACAUGUACUUACAAGAAAUUAAUCAAUUAAUUUCAAAUAUAGAAGCAGGAGAAAUUAAUCUAGAAAAAGAUGCAAUCGAAUUGAUCGAAGAAUUAAUCACUAUUACCCUCGAGGGUCUACAAUAUUUAACGACAUAUAACUGGAUAUUUAUCAGAUCAAUUGUCACAAUGGGUUUUAUUGGAUGGAUUGUUUAUGCAUUUAGUUUAUUCUUAAGAUUAUUCAUCCUAAACAAAAGCAAUGGUAUUUAUUCCACUUCAAUUAUUAAUUUACUAUUUUUCACCACAACAGGUAUUAUAUUAUAUUACAUUUUAUACUACCAGCGUUCACCAUUCAAUUACUACAUGUAUCUGUUAUUCCCUCUCUUUUUCUGGAGUCAAAUUGUUACUAUGAAAAUGGUAUUAAAAACGGGUAUAAAGGAAUUCUUCAAUGGUAUUUCAACUUCCUAUAAAAUUCUAAUCUCAAUGGCAAUAAUAUUAAUUUAUGAAGGGAUUGUUUAUGGAUUUUUACAUCGUUGGAUUUUUUCAGUAAUCUUUAAUAUACUAGCCUUUUACCCACUAGCAUGUGGUGUAAACGGUAUUUAUACUAAUUUGGGAUGGAUUAUAACUAGUGCUUGUAUCUCAACAUUUACUACUUUUGAUGCAGUUAAAAUUGAAGACCUAAAUCAAAUAAAUACAGCAGCAGUUCUAAUAAUCAUUAGUGGUAUUUAUGGCUUACAUAAAGUCAAGAAAUUACUAAGCAGCUACUCUACAAAUCUGUUUAUUUUCCAAAUCGUGCUGGUUGCCCUGAGCUGUCUCAUUUCUAAUAAAUCUGCCACAUCUCUUCAAUUGAGAGAAGGUUUACCUCGUGAUGCACAAAUUGGUGGAUGGAUUUCAUUAUUUGUAACUUUAAUAGUUUGUCCAUUUAUGCAUUACAGACAUCCAGUGAAUGAUUAUCGUGUUAGAUUAUUACUGAUUUAUUUAAUGUUUGCUCCCACUUUUAUUAUUCUAAGUAUAUCGUUCGAGGCAUUAUUUUAUUUCUUUUUUACUUGCUAUAUUAUUCAAUGGAUCGAAAUCGAAUCAUAUAUCAAAGUAACAUACAAACAAAAUAACUGGUUGCAAUUACUAAGAGUUUCAGUGAUUGGAUUUUUCUUAUUACAAGUUGCAUUCUUUGGUACUGGCAACGUUUCCUCUAUUUCAUCAUUUUCAUUAGACUCUGUUUAUAGGUUAACACCCAUCUUUGAUCCUUUCUUAAUGGGUGCCCUAUUAAUGUUGAAAUUGUUAAUUCCAUAUUUAUUAUUAUCAAUUGGUUUAGGUAUUCUUAAUCAAAAACUUCAAAUCAAAGAUUAUGCAAUUUCAACAUUAAUCAUUUCUUCAAGUGAUAUGUUGUCAUUAAACCUAUUUUAUCUAGUCAAGACAGAUGGCUCAUGGUUAGAUAUCGGCAUGACGAUCUCAAAUUACUGUUUAGCAAUUCUUUCUUCUUUGUUUAUGCUAGUUCUGGAAAUUGUUAGUCAUAUCUUAUUGAAGAACGUUACUAUCGAAAGACCAGUAACUGAAGGAAAAAAGAAAAAUUAA
Messenger RNA from Tetrapisispora phaffii CBS 4417, 2763 nucleotides. RefSeq names its product mannose-ethanolamine phosphotransferase MCD4 (gene MCD4). Gene Ontology annotation, biological process: GPI anchor biosynthetic process. NCBI's taxonomy places the organism in Eukaryota, Fungi, Ascomycota, Saccharomycetes, Saccharomycetales, Saccharomycetaceae. Bases 1 to 2763 code for a protein of 920 amino acids. The transcript has a single exon. Gene Ontology annotation, cellular component: endoplasmic reticulum membrane. The record is from RefSeq and is a predicted model, not a curated record. Gene Ontology annotation, molecular function: mannose-ethanolamine phosphotransferase activity.